CACCGCCACUCUCUCUCUCUCUCACCUUUUAUAACUGCAAAUCCCUAAAACCGCCAUUGAAAACAAACCUUUCUCCACUUUCUCUUUUCUCAAGAAACUCUCUUUCUUCUUUUCUAAUGGCGGCACAAGUCGAGAUCGAAGAUCAAGAAUCCGUCACGAAUUUAGACAACGGCGAAAUCAUCAACCCCAUCUCCGACAACGCACCUAACUUCUCCGGCGAUGCAACGAUUCUUCUCCGUGAAGCCACCUUCGAACACAACCUCAUCAAAAACUGUUUCCUCUCCGGAAUGGGCUCAUUCGCCACCGAAACAACAAUCGUCACCGUACGAAAAAUCUUAACGCAGAGAUUAAUCACAACGAAAGCUAAAUUCGCUGUGUUCAAGCUUUUCACAGAAGCUAUGAAGAGGAAGAACAACGGUUACGCGAAUAUUAGGUACGGUUGGUACUCUGGUUCUAAAGAAGAGAUCGAUCGUGUUAUUACGUAUGGGUUUAGUAAUAGAGAGAUCAAGAAAGUCGAAAACGACGUCGGAUCUCACGGUGUUGGAAUUCAUCUUGUUCAUCAUCGUUACUCUCUCGCUGCGGCUUUAGUUGGUGAAGGUGAUGAAGAAGGGAUCAAGAAUAUUCUCUUAUGCCGUGUGAUUCUUGGUAAACCGGAACAAAUUGUGACCGGUUCUAAACAAUCUUACCCAAGUUCAAACCAAUUUGAUUCUGGUGUUGAUAAUCUUGAGAAUCCGAGAAAAUAUGUGAUUUGGAGUUGUAACAUGAAUUCUUACAUUCUUCCAACUUAUAUCGUCAGUUUCAAAUCUCAUCUUCUCAGAGGUCUAAUUGGAAGAGCAAGGUCACCAUGUGUUAGCUUCUCUGUUCUUAUGUCAAUUCUUUCAAAGUCACUUGACGCUGCAAGAAUGAACUUGAUUUUGACUAGUUAUGAUGAUUUUAGGAAACGGAAACUGAGGAGAGAGCAGCUAGUUAGGAAGAUUAGGGAAGUGGUUGGAGACAAUCUUCUUUUCAAGAUACUCAAGAAUCAGAGGCGUUAAAAACUGUAUAGGAGGACGUUACAGAUUUACCUGAAUUAGCCAAAGUUCAACAGCAGCUGAUGAUACGUAAUGGAGUAGGUUUGAAACAAGAAGAAACACACAUUUUCACACAUAGGAUAUAUAUAUAGAAUAUAGUAGAUUGUUGAUUUGUUGUAAUGGAAUGACUCUGGAAAUCACAACAAAAAAGUAUACUUUU
This is a messenger RNA of Arabidopsis thaliana (thale cress), 1230 nucleotides long. RefSeq names its product similar to RCD one 3 (gene SRO3). Lineage: Eukaryota; Viridiplantae; Streptophyta; Magnoliopsida; Brassicales; Brassicaceae. Gene Ontology annotation, molecular function: NAD+ poly-ADP-ribosyltransferase activity. Gene Ontology annotation, cellular component: nucleus. Bases 117 to 1034 code for a protein of 305 amino acids. The transcript is spliced from 5 exons. The record is from RefSeq and is marked reviewed.